AUGGGAUUGUGCUCAUCCAAUAAAAAUCAAAAACCUAUUCAAUAAUCUCAAUUGAUAGUAUCUCAACCUGAUCAAAGUAUAAUUGUUUUGAAGUAUUUCUAGACAAUUUUAAAUAAUCAGAGACUCAACUGACAAAACAAACUAAAACUGCUAUUCCUUCGAUAAUGGCAUUCCAGAUUCCUAAUUUAAUAAAGGAAGAUAUAGAUCCACCAACUCCUUAAAGUUUCAGACAUAGUUUUAGCAUUAUACCAGAAAUUAAGAAGUCGCUUGAAUUUAAAACUGGCUUUUUCAAAACUUAUUCUGUAAUAACAAAAAAUUGUAAGAAUAAAUAAUAAACCAAUAGAGGAUGAUAAUACUCUUAUUUGUCAACAUAAUAAAACUGCUGAAUUAGUAUUAGUCUAUUGUAUGGAUCCAAACAACAUUUAAGAUCAAUAAUUGAUAAAAUCAAUAAAAUAAAAUUAAAAUGUAAUUGAAAAAAUUAUAUAUUAGGAUAAUAAUAACAUAUGUUAAUUUAUUGAAAUAUUUAAUGAAAAUAAAACAUUAUACUUAGUAUAAGAAUAUUGUAAAGGAAGCAAAUUAUCAAAAUUAUUAAACUUAGAAAGAUCUAAAAUAAUAUUCAUUAUGUCAUAAUUAAUAUAAGUUUUAAAUUAAUUGAAUACACAUCACCUAUAUCAUGGAAAAUUAACUAUUGAUUCAUUUUCCUUAGUUGAUGAUUAAAGUUAUUAUGUUAAACUAACAGAUAUUAGACCAAUAUUUCAAUAGAAUAGAAAUUUAGAAACAACUAAAGAAAUCGAUGAAUAAAAUACAUAUAAAAGGUAUUAACCUCCAUUUGAACAUCAUCCAUCUAUAAAAUCUGAUGUAUUUGCAAUGGGAAUAAUAUUUCAUUAAUUAUUAACUGAGAAAUUACCAGAAAAAAUAAAAAUAAUUAAUAAUCAACCCAUUUGGAAUCCAUUAUUAAAAUUGUAAAAUGAGAAUGAUGACAAAAUGAAAAAAUUAUUAAAAUCUAUGUUGUAAUUGGACCAUAUAAAAAGAGUUUCAGUUUAAUAAUUAACUUAAAAUAAAAUACUCUCUAUACUUAAUAAUAAAGAUCUGAUAUAGGAAAUAUUAAAUAAGAUUUCAAUUUGUCCUUCUCAUAAUUAUUUUUAAACAGCCAUUUUAACUUUUAUGAUCUAAAAAUUUUAAUCUUAAGAAUAUAAAAUUAUCAAACAAUUAUAUCAAAGUUUAAUAGAAAAUAAUGAUAAUUAUUUAUAAGAGAAUUAAUUGGAAUAAAUUUGCAGAAAUUCUAAUUUAAAUAAGGUGGAAUUCAAAAUUGAUCAUCAAGAGACUGAUAAUAAUAAUCCUUUAUAAAAUAAUAGUAAAAGAAUUUCUGAAAAGGAUUUUUUGAUUGCAUUAAGUAAUAGAGAUAAAUUAUUAACAGAGGAGAAUCUAGAAACAACUUAUAACUAAUUAAAAAAUUCAAAUGGUGUAUUGAGUGUAAAGUCAAUAAAUAGAAAAAUUUAUAUUGAUUAAAAUUAAUUACUAGAUGAUAUGGAGAAAAUAUCAUUUAAUGGAUAGGUAUUAUAAUACAUUUAUGAUUUAGAUAACAAUAAAUGAAUUCAAGGACAUUAUGUAACUUAUGAAAUGA
This is a messenger RNA of Paramecium pentaurelia, 1624 nucleotides long. Lineage: Eukaryota; Ciliophora; Oligohymenophorea; Peniculida; Parameciidae. The record is from the annotation of a GenBank genome assembly.